AUGUACAUAUAUGAACAUGCAGACAAGUUGCUGCGCCUUCUAACCCCAAUCGCGAUCGGCUUGACCACCUACCUCUACCUCUAUCCACUUUUCCACGGAUGUGCCUUCCCAUCGAGAGAUGCCUCGCCUGUCACCGCACUCACUGAGGCAUUCAAGCAACACUGGGCCCCUUUGGGUGGCUUAGACGUCCAUCCAGACCAUGCGCGAGUCCCUUUCCGAUUGCUAGCCCUCGCUGAUCCCCAGCUUGAAGGUGACAGCUCCCUUCCCAAACCCGAGGAUGGGUUGAUCCCUAAGCUAAGGCAGCAUUGGGCGAAGCUGUCCGCAGAAGACCCACAACAUUGGCUGUCUUGUGCAUACGAGAGCGUGCAAGAGGUGGUUCUGGAAGACCUACCCGAGGCACUGCUGGCCCUCCGAAAACGACUUGAUCUAUUUGGCAAUGACUACUAUUUGGGCCACAUAUAUAGAACGCUUCACUGGUGGACGAAGCCUACGCACGUGGCUGUGCUUGGAGAUCUGAUCGGCAGCCAAUGGGUUACGGACGAAGAGUUUGCAUGGAGAGGGUGGAGGUUUUGGAACAGAGUCUUUGCAAGUGCGCAGAAGGUGGAAGACGAUGUCACAAGUCUGAGCGCUAAAGACCAAGAAGCGAUUUUCGAGAUGCAUGAUGCGCAUUGGAAUCAACGGCUGAUCAAUAUUGCCGGUAAUCACGACAUUGGAUAUGCUGGAGACAUUUCUCGAGGUAGGAUCGACCGCUUUGAGAAGGUCUUUGGGAGAGCCAACUGGGAUGUUAGAUUCCGAUAUCCUGGGCUUAAUAGUACCGAGCCCACGACUGAGACGGAUAUCCAGCCAUCGUUGCAUCUGAUUGUCUUGAACAGCCUUGUUCUGGACUCCCCUGCUCUGUCAGAGGAUAUCCAGACCGAAACUUUUGAGUACCUGAACGACCUGAUCUCUCACCGUCUGCGCCCCGUGGAAGACCCUUCGUCUUUCACCCUCCUGCUCACGCACCUGCCGCUCCACAAGAAAGAAGGAACGUGCGUCGAUGCCCCCUUCUUCGACUAUUGGGGCGACGACAACGGCGGUGGGGUUUUAAAGCCUCAUGGGGUGAGAGAACAAAAUCAUCUAAGCGAGCAGACGAGUCAGAGGGGCACUUUGCAGGCAUUGUUCGGCAUGAGCGGUGAUAUUGGUGCGCCAGCUCAAGGCAAGGGGAGAAGGGGCCUCAUCCUGACAGGUCAUGACCACGAAGGCUGUGAUGUCUGGCAUUUCAUACCUUCUGAAUCUGUCGGAUCAACAUUAGAGAAUGGCGGCGAACAGCAGCAGACUUCGUGGGACAGCUGCAAAUGGCAGCACGCCAAUCACAGCAGCGCACAUACUGGAAUUCGAGAAAUUACGCUCCGAAGCAUGAUGGGGGAUUACGGGGGCAAUGCCGGACUCCUCAGUGCUUGGUUCGACUUCGAAACGAGCGAAUGGAAGUACCACAUUCAGAUGUGUGGUCUGAACAUCAAGCUCUGGUGGGCCGUCCACGUCGUCGACCUUGUCGUUCUGUGCCUUUUUGGUGUUGCUCUUUGCCAUCGUCCCCAGCGUACCCUCAGGAAAUCUUCAACGGAAAGAUCAGAUGUCUCAGAUUCAAAAUCUAAAUGA
Fonsecaea multimorphosa CBS 102226 is the source of this 1635-nucleotide messenger RNA. RefSeq lists its product as uncharacterized. NCBI's taxonomy places the organism in Eukaryota, Fungi, Ascomycota, Eurotiomycetes, Chaetothyriales, Herpotrichiellaceae. Gene Ontology annotation, biological process: GPI anchor biosynthetic process. Gene Ontology annotation, cellular component: endoplasmic reticulum. The transcript has a single exon. The coding region runs from base 1 to 1635 and encodes 544 amino acids. The record is from RefSeq and is a predicted model, not a curated record.